GUCAUCGUUACUUUGCUUUGGCGCGUGUUGGCAGCAAAUUUGAAAAGCUGCGGACAGAAACCGUUUACAGACUGGGGGAGGGAGAGCAGGCUAUUUUACCGAAGAGGUCAGAAGUUGUUCCUAAAGGUACUUCCGCAAAUACAGAGAUGUCGUGGGACUUUUUUGUGCCGGUGUGCGUGGGAGACCUGGUUAAAACGGGAGGUAUUAAUCAGUACGUGGUUCAAGAUGUGGUUCCAGCAAAACAGCUGCCAUCCCACCUCGGCAAAUUCAAGACAGCACUACGGAGCCAAGGGCCAUCAUGUAUAUUGGAACAUUUUGACACCGGCUACAGCGUGCUGCAGCAUUUCAAUUCCUUGGAGCUUGGGGCAAAGGAGGAUACCUUGGAGUUGCUUAUUCAAGUGGUUAAUGGCCUGGCUGCUUCCCUGCCAGCAGUUCUUGCCUCUACGUCCAUCUCAGGUGCAGAGCGCAAGGAGAAACUGAAUGCAGUAAAAAUGAGCGUCUUCCUGCUUUGUAAACUCACUGAGAGCCUUGAAAGCGUCUCCUACAGACAGAAUAUCAUCACUGCAACUGGAAAGGGUAGUAAAAAAGGUAAGGGUAGUGAAGGACUGCUGCAGUGGGAUUCAGAGAGAGAGAGGGUGCUGCAGGCUCUUGUUCAGCUCCUUCAGCUGAAUAUCCGUUCUCUGUGGAGCCUCUCCCUGGUGGAGGAGGAGUUCAUCAGCUGCGUGACCUGUUGCUGCUACAAGUUACUGGAGAACCCAACCAUCAGUCAUGUCAAGAACAAACCCACGAGAGAUUGUAUAAUUCACCUUCUCGGGGUACUGAUCACCAAGUACAACCACCUUUUAGGUGCAAGUGUGAAAGUUAUCCAGAUGUUGCAACACUUUGAGCAGUUGUCUUCUGUAUUUGCACAAGCUGUUUUUGUGUGGAGCACAGAGUAUGGAGUCAGAGCAAUUAUUGGAGAAGUGAUAAGGGAAAUUGGUCAGAGGUCAAGUGAAGAGCUUGCCCGAGAGGGUUCAGGUGUCAAAGCUUUUGCAUCUUUUCUCUCAGAGCUCAGUGGCCUGGUACCUGAAUUGAUGAUCCCCAACAUUAGUGUCCUCAUCACCCACCUGGAAGGAGAGAGCCACACAAUGCGUGUUGCAGUGUGUGAGGUGCUGGGAGAGAUCCUUGUGAGAGUCCUUUGUGGGGAUGGGCUGGAUGAGUCCGGCAGAGCUGACCGCAACCGAUUCUUUGACAUAUUGCAGGAACAUCUCCAUGACACGCACUCCCAUGUCAGAGCCCGCGUGCUUCAAGUCUACACGCGAAUUGUCAACAGUAAAGCACUUCCUCUAUGUAGGUACAGUGAGGUGAUGGAGCUCGCUGUUAUGCGGUUGAUGGACAAAUCUAUUAAUGCCGUAAAGAGCGCCAUCCAGCUGUUGGCAGCUUUCAUUGCACACAAUCCCUACAGCUGCAAGCUGAGCAGCGCAGAUCUGAAGAAACCUUUGGAAAAAGAAACGGCAAAACUCAGAGAAAUGAAAGAGAAGCUGGAGGGACAAGCACCUGUCACAGUGAUCCAGGCGUCUGAGCUGUGGGCUGCCAUGGAGCCCGAGCUCCUUGUUACUGUCAGGACAACCCUGGAGCCCACCAGUGAAGCAGAGAACGAGCAGGAAGAGGACAAAGAAGAUGGGGAUGUGAAGGAGGAAAAAUCUGAAGAUGAUGACAGAGCAACUGCAGUGAAGAUAGCUCAGUACCUCCGCGUAAACAAAUACAGGAGCGCUGUUAAGCUUUGCAUAAAAGCUUGUGGUUGGUUCCCCGAAUCAGAGAUGUUUGCCUCUUUGACCACACUCACCCCUGAGAAUUUAAUGGAUACACUGGGUUUGAUUUUCAAAGGCUCUGAUAAAGACGCUGCAGACGUCAGCCAGAAUUUGCCAACAACCCCACAAGAAGAGGGAGCUAAAGAGGGGGAGGAGGGGGAGCUGAAGAAGCAGGAGAUGUUGGUGCAGUACCUGAGAGAUACAGAAACAUUUUCCUUGCAAGUGGAAAGAGCGAUAUCUGUCAUCAACAACAUGCUGUACUGGAAAACAACUUCAGUCGUCCAAGAGGCAGUGCAGUUUUGUGUGACCGUGCACGAGUUCAGUGUUGCCAACUCUGUCAUUGGAGUGAGGAAGAUGUUGCCUCUGGUGUGGUCGACGGAUGCUGCCAUUAAAGAUGCUGUGGUUCAGGCCUACAGGCGCCUGUAUCUGAACCCACAGGGAGACACAACUAGGAUGAAAGCGCAGACUCUCAUCGACAGUCUCUCUGAGCUGAUGGUGGAUGCGUCUCUGGGUACUAUCCAGUGUCUAGAGGAAAUUGUUCAAGAGUUCUUCGGAAGUGGCAGCAGUCUCCAGUCCACAGUAAUUCAGGUGUUAUGGGAGAGAUUUACUGGUAAACGAGAAAGCUCUGUCCAACACAAGCGAGCUGCAGUGUUACUGCUGGGCAUGGCAGCACGGGCAGAAAGAGAAGUGGUGCUCAGUAACUUGGACACUCUUUGUUCUGUUGCUCUGGGAGAAAAAGUGACGGAGGACUUUCUUCUUGCAAGAGACACAGUGAUCACCAUUUGCAAUAUCACUGAUCAUGUCAGGCAAUCAAAAGGAGCUCCGUUCAGACUCCCCCAGGACCACCAGCUGUUUACCUGCCUUACACAGGCUGUUGCUGAGGGUGUGGUGAUGGAAGACCUUUACUGGCAGAGCUUCAUGGAACAGGCCGUCCGUCUCAUCUACUUCCUGGCCGAGUCCCCAGACCAGCUGUGCUCCCGUCUGCUGCAGCGAAGCGCUCGACUCUUACUUGAUCAGGUUGCUGAAGGUGGCGAAGUCAACAAGGAUGUUGGCCAAAUACAAAAUGAAUCUCAAGACUCCAGUGACCAAGAGGAACAAGUGAACUCUGUGUGUCUGGCCCAGCUGUUGGCUCUGUGUGGAUGCGUAGCUUUUUGGCAGGUGUCUCAUCUUGAGCGCAGUGUGAGCGCUGAGCUGCGGAGGAGGAGAGGAGAGACAGAAGAGAGGGAGGAGAAGGAGAAAGGACCAGGCAGUAAAGCUAAGGAGGUGGCCAAUGAAAGUACCAUGGAAGAGGAGCUCGGGUUGAUUGGUGCCUCCGCUGAAGACACUGAAGCAGAACUCAUCAGAAAAAUCUGUGAAACAGAAUUACUGGCUGAGGAGAACCUGCUGAGUGCGUUCCUUCCUCUGCUGGUGAAAAUCUGCAGUUCCCCAGGGCGCUAUUCCCACCCUCAGCUCACCACUGCUGCCUGUUUGGCGCUGUCUCAGUACAUGAUGAUAAGCCCAUCUGUGUGUGAAGACAACAUCCGCCUCUUGUUUACGGUGCUGGAGCGCUCUACUCUCGCCGUCGUAAGAGCCAACACCAUUAUAGCACUGGGGGACCUCACAGUCCGUUUUCCAAAUAUUUUGGAGCCCUGGACGCAGAAUCUUUAUGCACGGUUGAGCGAUGAGGUCUCAUCUGUGAGGCAGACAGCUGUGACAGUUCUUACUCAGUUGGUACUUAAGGAUGUGCUAAAGGUCAAAGGCCAAGUCAGUGAGGUCGCUGUGCUGCUAAUUGACCCGGAGCCGCACAUAACCAGCCUGGCCCUGAACUUCUUCAAUGAGCUCGCCACUAAGGAUAAUGCAAUCUACAACCUGCUGCCAGACAUCAUCAGUCGCCUGUCAGAUCCAGAGAGAGGAAUGAGCUCAGAGGACUUCAACACCGUCAUGAAGCAGCUGUUCUCCUACAUCACUAAAGAGAGGCAAACUGAGUCUUUGGUGGAGAAACUGUGUCAGCGCUUCAGGACUGCAAAAACGGAGCGUCAGUGGUGCGACUUGGCCAUGUCCCUGUCUCUGCUCUCGAUGUGCGAGCGUGGCUUUAAGAGGCUGCAGGAAUGUUGGGAGUGUUACAGCGACAAGCUUACCGAACCCGGGGUCUACCAGCCCCUGCUAUCCAUCACAGCCAAGCUUCGUCGUGGGGCCAAACCUCAGUUCAAGGCCCAGGUAGAUGACUUUGAGAAGCGGCUGACAGCGGUUCACACCCGGGGCUUGGAGAACGUAGAAAGCCCUGAGAUGGAUGAGAACCAGAGGAACGAAGGAUCUACUGAGAAGACCAGCACCUGUACACCUCUGCCCACCAGAGGCCGUCAGAAAUCACGGAGAGGUCAAACAAAGUCUUCAGUUUCCAGCCAUGGUGAUGACAGUUUUGUGACUCCGCAAAAAUCCCGCAAGUCUAAAAAACCUGUGAUCACCUUCAGCAGCGACGAAGAGGAAGAUGAAGAAGAUGCUGUGAUGACGGAGAACGAGACCCCCAAAGUGACAACUCCCAUCUCCCGAACGUCCCGGCGAGCUCGCCUCAGAAACUGAUUUCCUGUUUUGUCUUUCUACAGUCCUUUUAAUCUUUUACAAUCAGCUGUUUUUAUUUAAUCUCUUUUGUAUAUUUGUUUUACCUAUUUUACUGCUUUUCACUAAACAUUUGUAUUCUGAAGAUACAUCUAAUGAUGGAUAACAAAAUCCUUUUUAAUAAACCUGGUCUUGAUUUAA
This is a messenger RNA of Girardinichthys multiradiatus, 4526 nucleotides long. It is a transcript of the gene ncapd2, whose product is annotated as non-SMC condensin I complex, subunit D2. Gene Ontology annotation, molecular function: histone binding. Gene Ontology annotation, cellular component: nucleus; condensed chromosome, centromeric region. The coding region runs from base 147 to 4349 and encodes 1400 amino acids. The record is from RefSeq and is a predicted model, not a curated record. Gene Ontology annotation, biological process: mitotic cell cycle; meiotic chromosome condensation; mitotic chromosome condensation. The transcript has 32 exons. NCBI's taxonomy places the organism in Eukaryota, Metazoa, Chordata, Actinopteri, Cyprinodontiformes, Goodeidae.